AUGGAACCCAAACAACAGAGGUCUAAUCUGGAGAGAAUCAAGGUACCACAAUUUUCUGGAAACAUUAAACAUUAUCGAACAUGGAAAAGAAUUUUCGAGGACACUAUGAAGAGAAAUUAUGAAAAUGAAGGAAGUCAACUUGCAAGAUUGAUUGAAGCUAUCCAACCCCCCCCCCCCCUGAGAUAUGAAAUUGAAUGUUUUACUACAACUAAAGCGAUAUGGGAAUUUCUCGACAAGUUAUUUGGAGACGACAAAGAGUUGAUUAAAAUUUUGAUGAAUGAUAUCAAAACAAUGAAACCCUUGAAGGUCAAAGAUGCAAAGUCGAUUCGGAAUUUGGUCGCAACAGUUCGUGGGUUUAUUCUCAGAAUGGAGGAUGUUGGAGCAUCUGACGAAGCCAAAAGUAGAUAUGUGUUUGCUGAUAUUCUGGCGAAAUUGACGGUAGAAGAUCAAAGAGCUUACGCACGGAGUAUGAUUGAUACAAAGAAGAUUGAAAGCCUGCAUACCUUGUUGGAAUACCUAGAAGAAGAGGCAAAAAUAAUGGCAAGUAGUCAAUCGGAUCAACGCUCUUCAAAAAUUGGGAUUUAUCCAGUUAAUGUGGACGGUGGUUACAAUGGUGCCCCUGGUUGUGGUUUGGGUUGUUCCCAACAGCAUGGUUUAGGUUAUUGUCCAGCAUUUAAGAAGAUGAAAGUGAAGGAAAAGUGGAAGUGGUGA
Paramuricea clavata is the source of this 711-nucleotide messenger RNA. Lineage: Eukaryota; Metazoa; Cnidaria; Anthozoa; Malacalcyonacea; Plexauridae. The record is from the annotation of a GenBank genome assembly.